Messenger RNA from Scomber japonicus (chub mackerel), 3975 nucleotides. It is a transcript of the gene pald1a, whose product is annotated as phosphatase domain containing paladin 1a. The record is from RefSeq and is a predicted model, not a curated record. The transcript has 20 exons. Lineage: Eukaryota; Metazoa; Chordata; Actinopteri; Scombriformes; Scombridae. Bases 201 to 2816 code for a protein of 871 amino acids.
GAGAGAGAGAUUGCCUCACAGAUUGCAGAGAGAUGCCAGCGAGGAUGUUUGACUGAGACCGGUGCCUUUGCCUGCCGGAGGACUGUCAUUUUGGCUAUAAUUAAAUCCACUAUUGUUUUGGUUUUUCACUGUAUUGCUUGGAGACUCGAGCACCUCUCGGAUGGUGGACUGCACAGCUGAAUGUCAGCUGCUUGUGGAGCAUGGGUACAACUGCCAGUGCCGCGCCACAGCCUGUUUCCGUAGCAUCACCUCUUGAAAGCGUCCAUGGCAACGGGAUGGCCGACAGCAGGCAGUCUCUUAGCAUGAGCCCCUUUCAGACAGUCAACAUCCACAACAACAAGGCCAAGUCCAUUAUCACCAACAAAGUCGCACCUGUCGUCAUCACGUAUAAUUGCAGACAGGAAUUCCAGAUUCACGAUGACAUCCUCAAGACUACCAACUACAAAGUCGGCCGGAUAUCAGACACUAUGCCCGAGCACUACCUGGUACAGGGGGAGUACUUCAUGGUCCAGGAUGUGUACAGCAAGGCAGACGUCCUUAAUACCACAGGCAGCUACGGUGCGCCCAACUUCCGCCAAGUCAAGGGAUCCUACCCUCUGUACGGGAUGGGUCAGCCGAGCCUGAACGGCUUCAAACAGGUUCUCCAGAGGCUCCAGGCACAAGGACAUGAGGAGGUUAUAUUCUUCUGUGUAAGAGAGGAGCCGGUGGUUUUCCUGCACAAGGAUGACAACUUUAUGCCAUACACCCCAAGGAGGAAGGAAAACCUGCAUGAGAAUCUUCACGGCCUGGAAAAUGAGGAGCUGGUGGAGAGCCUGGAGCUCACCAUCAGGAAGGAGCUCCACGACUUCGCCAAGCUCAACGAAAACAUAUUCUCCGUCUACAACGACAUCGAGUACUUCAAAGAUGAGCCACAGAAGAUCACUAUCACGUGCGAGGAGGACAUCCAUGUGACUGAAGAGGUCUAUAAGAGACCCAUGUUCACCAUGCCUGCCUACAGGUACUACAGAUUACCACUGCCGAUGGAGGGAGCACCGUUAGAAGAAGACUUUGACGCGUUUGUAAGCAUACUCAGGGAGAGCCCCAGCUUGUCUCUGGGACAUGAUGCGUCGCGGCCGCUGCCUGCCCUGCUCUUCAGCUGCCAGGUGGGCGUCGGUCGCACCAACCUUGCCAUGAUCCUGGGCACACUGGUCAUGAAUCGCCUGAGGGGUGACUCACAGCCGGCGCCUCAAGUUGAGGAGGCAGCAGCGUCAGAGCCCAAACCACUAUUCAGGGUCAUCCAGUCUCUGAUCAACAAGCUGCCUAAUGGACAGCAGGUCAUGGAAGAGGUUGACCAGGCUAUUACUCUGUGUUCAGAAAUGCACAAUAUAAAAGAAGCAAUAUACGAGAACAAGAGUAAGCUGGAAGGGAUCGGAGAAGAUUAUCAAAUUCAGGGAAGCAGUACCAAAGACUACUUUCUCAACAGAACGAAGCAGAGCUUGGAGCGCUACUUCUACUUGAUUGUAUUUAACGCAUACCUUCAUGAACAGUAUCCUCUUGCCUUUGUGUCCAACUUCAGCCAGUGGAUGUGCUGCCACACGUGGCUGUACAGGUUGCUGGCCUGCAUGGACCUAUCAGAGCUGUCUGCCCCAUCUGAGCUGAUCACCAGAGGAGCACGUGUCCUGGUGGCUGAUGAGUACUUGGCUCCUGACGUGCUUAGUACAGUGAAGGAGAUGAAGGCAGUCAACUUCAGACGAGUGCCCAAGAUGCCUGUUUAUGGAAUGGCUCAGCCAACAUCAGAGGCUACUGGAGCAGUGCUGGCACAUCUGACGGAUGAGAAGAGGAAGCACAGCCACGUGUUGUGGGUCAACCUACAGGAGGAGCUGGUGUUAGAAGGGAAUGGCCAGAUUUUCAUGCCAAGGGAGCCCUCGUGCUUGGAUCAGCAUGUUCCUAUUCCAUCAUCAGACCCUCAGCAAAUAGAGAAACUGGAGAUGUCUCUGAAGGAGGAGAUCUUGAGAGCCCAGAAGUGGUUGGAGGUGACACUGGAGCAGGAGAAACAGAUGAAGAUGUUUAAAAGCUGCCUGACGGUCCAGGAGAUCUUCAACCAGCACAAAAGCUCCCACCAGGGUCUCGUCUACAAACGCAUCCCUCUGCCGGACUGCAGCGCACCCAUGGAGGAGGAUUUGGAUAAACUGUUGGAGGCCAUGAAGAGUACCUUGGCUGAGGACUCCCACUCAGCCUUCGUUUUCAACUGCUCCAACGGCAAAGGCAGGACCACGACCGGCAUGGUCGUCGCUGUUCUUACUCUCUGGCACUUUAAUGGAUUCCCAGAAUUUGCUGAAGAUGAGAUUGUGAGUGUUCCUGAUGCCAAGUACACAAAAGGAGAAUUUGAGGUCGUGAUGCAGCUGGUGCGUCUCCUCCCUGACGGCCACCGGAUGAAGAGGGAGGUGGACAUGGCCCUGGACUCCGUCAGUGAGACCAUGACCCCCAUGCACUAUCAUCUGAGAGAGAUCAUCAUCUGCACAUACAGACAGAUCAAAAGUGGUAAGACGGACAAGGAUUGUCAGCAGCUGCUGCUGAGGAGCCUGCAGUACUUGGAGCGCUACAUUUACCUCAUCCUCUUCAACACAUACCUGCAUCUAGAGAAGAAAGACUCUUGGCAGCGUUCCUUCACUGCCUGGAUGGAACAGGUGGCUGCCAGAGCCGGAGUUUAUGACAUCCUCAACCAGCUGGGCUUCUCCGAGUUUGAAAACCUGAGGGACACGCCGCUGGCCCGGCUGCGCUGCCGCUGGCAACAGCAGAACAUUCAGUCACUUCCUUUCCGAGGGGAGUUCAUCUGAGAGAGGAUCACUGUGAACGCACCAAAACAGUACUGUGCUUUUGAGAAUGAAAGACAUUUACAGUAACAAUGUUAUGCCUUUCAUAUUUACCCCUGCAUUAUGCAUAUAUUCACAUCAUGUAUUGUUUGUGAUACUGCUUUCAGUUUUUUCUUCUUUUUUUUUUAAACUCACUGGCGAUGUCAACAUUUGGUAGUUGUUUUAAUGUUUAGCAGAAUGUUGCUCCUAUAUUAGAAGUUGAUAUUUGUGCCUUUGCUUUUUCUAAUUAAUAGAAUUUAGUUUCAAUGUACUAAUAUGUAUUUUACUAUUUUCCAAUCAAGAUGAAAAAAAUGUUCUUUCCUUACUGGUGAAGAAAACUUCUGUUACAAUAAGGCCAGGCGUAAAUGUUGUUGUUGAGGAGAGAUGCAAAGUCCACUCUGUUGCCAGCCAACAAUUUUGCUUGUAUUUCACAACUGUUUGUUGUUGUGUUACCUGACAUUUUUCUUGAGCCCUGUUCUUUUCUUCUCAGCACAGCUGUUAUCAGUAGCUGCGCAUUUGUUUGACUUGAGGUUUCUAAUUUUUGAGAAGAUUCUUCUUUGUAAAUACACUAUGACAGCUGUUGACCUUUUUUCUUUAAAUGUUAAUGAAUCCACAAGUUUUCAAAAGCUGAUCAGAGUGGAUGUUUUUGAAAGGAGUUUCUUUUCGCUGUAAUGACAAUAAUGUGUCCUUUGGUUUUACCUGCUUCUUUUUACUGACAGGUGUCAUGAUACAGGUACUUACAGCAAAGCAUGUCAGGAUUUUUUUUAAUGUUAGGGUAUAUUUUAAAACUGUAAAAUAUGUCUUUGUAUUUGUGUUUUUAAAGCAUUGGAGCAACGUUGCCUAAAAAUUGCAAAUGUAUCAUUUCAAAAAUACCAUAAAUCAUUACUUCCUUAAUGCGAUGCAUUCUUUUGGGAUGGGACAUUAGACAGUGAGGGAUCCCUUUUUAGUCACAUCCUUUAGAGCUGCAUGACAUCACCACUGGAUGUUGAAUGAAUUUCACGAGACCAUACCUGUGGUUUUGCAUGUUGUAGUGAACCAUUUUGCAAACCAUGCUACUACUGUGUUUCCAUUCAUUUGUGAGCAAUAUGAAAAUCAGUCAGCAGGCUCUCGAAACUCAAUUCUUUUGAGCAUCACAGUGAACAUC